This is a messenger RNA of Solanum dulcamara, 1983 nucleotides long. RefSeq names its product WD-40 repeat-containing protein MSI4. NCBI's taxonomy places the organism in Eukaryota, Viridiplantae, Streptophyta, Magnoliopsida, Solanales, Solanaceae. The coding region runs from base 110 to 1489 and encodes 459 amino acids. Gene Ontology annotation, biological process: regulation of gene expression. Gene Ontology annotation, cellular component: nucleus. Gene Ontology annotation, molecular function: histone binding. The transcript is spliced from 15 exons. The record is from RefSeq and is a predicted model, not a curated record.
CGGAGCUAUAUAUUUAAGUGGAAUCCUAAAAGGUACAUACACACUGUUCCGCGUGUUGGUUGUCCUUUCAUUCUAAAGAGGCGGGAAAACGCGAGGAAGAGAGGAGAGAAUGAAGGAGAAAACGGAGAAAGGCGGAGAACAUCCGCCGUCGGUGGACGAACGGUACACACAAUGGAAGUCUCUGGUACCUGUUCUAUACGAUUGGCUUGCUAAUCACAAUCUCCUUUGGCCUUCACUCUCUUGUCGAUGGGGGCCCCAGUUUGAGCAAGCAACUUACAAAAACCGCCAGCGCCUCUACCUUUCCGAGCAGACUGAUGGCAGUGUUCCAAAUACUCUUGUCAUAGCUAAUUGUGAAGUUGUAAAACCUAGGGUUGCAGCAGCACAGCACAUAUCUCAGUUCAACGAAGAAGCACGUUCGCCUUUUGUAAAGAAGUUCAAAACUAUUAUUCAUCCUGGUGAGGUGAAUCGAAUUAGGGAACUGCCUCAGGAUAGCAAAAUAGUGGCUACACACACUGACAGUCCUGAUGUUCUUAUUUGGGAUAUUGAGUCUCAGCCUAAUCGUCAUGCUACCUUGGGAGUAAAUAAUUCACAACCAGACUUGAUAUUGACUGGGCAUCAAGACAAUGCUGAAUUUGCGCUCGCAAUGUGCCCUUCUGAGCCUUUUGUGCUCUCUGGAGGGAAGGAUAAAUCGGUUGUUCUGUGGAGCAUUCAUGAUCAUGUGUCUACUUUGGCAGCAGACCAGGGAGAUACAAAGUCUCCUGGAUCUGGAGCAAGUAACCCAAAAUCUUCUGCAGAAGGCCCUACUGUUCAAGCUCGAGGUAUUUUCCAAGGACACGAUGAUACUGUAGAAGAUGUUCAGUUUUGCCCUUCCAGUGCGCAGGAGUUCUGCAGUGUUGGAGAUGAUUCCUGCCUAAUACUCUGGGAUGCAAGAACUGGUUCUUCUCCUGCUGUCAAGGUAGAAAAGGCUCAUAAUGCUGAUCUUCAUUGUGUUGAUUGGAAUCCUCACGAUGUAAAUUAUAUUUUGACCGGGUCGGCGGACAACACAGUUCACAUGUUUGAUCGACGAAACCUCACUUCUGGGGGAGUGGGAUCGCCUAUACAUAUCUUUGAGGGCCAUAGUGCUGCUGUGCUUUGUGUACAGUGGUCCCCAGAUAAAUCAUCAGUCUUUGGAAGUUCAGCAGAAGAUGGUAUCCUGAACAUCUGGGAUCAUGAAAGGAUUGGUAAGAUGAAGGAAGCUGUUGAUAGAAAAGCUCCAACAUCUCCUCCAGGCUUAUUCUUUCGUCAUGCUGGACAUAGGGAUAAGGUGGUCGACUUCCACUGGAAUGUGUCAGAUCCAUGGACGAUUGUUAGUGUCUCAGAUGACGGUGAAAGUACUGGCGGAGGUGGUACAUUACAGAUAUGGCGAAUGAUUGAUCUCAUUUACAGACCAGAAGAUGAGGUUCUAAAUGAACUGGACAAGUUCAAGUCUCACCUGCUUACUUGUUCUUAAUGUCUCCUCAUAGGCGAUGUCACUGAUGUUCAAGCCACGUUAAUGGAAAACUAAUACCAAUCUAUGAGUUUGUCGAGUCGAUCAAAUGGCUAGCUUUGGAUAUUUAUGUAUUGAAUCCCUUAAUCUUAUCAUCGACUUUAUGAUUAUGAAAACACCUCCUUUUAGGCAUAUAAAGGGGCUUUAAGGAGUUUAUGUGGCGUUUUGUUGAAAAAGAAUUCCAUGGAUAUUUCUCUCCACAGUUCUAAGGCCUACAAGAGCAAAAGUGUGGGAAUUCAAUGUUUAGAAAAGAGUUGAAAACUAAUUAGUGUCUCAGAGAAGAUGAAGUUGCAAUGAAGGUUUUAUCAAUCAAAUUCUUAUCUCUAUAAAUUAUUAUAUUUUCCAGAAAGGACAUAAGCCACGUGUUAUUCCCCGUAAAAUUGCGUGGUUUUCGAUUUUAGAUUUCAUGUUUCAUACAUCUUAAGCUUUUAAUUGUAUAAACUCUUAUAACCAUUGUC